Messenger RNA from Ilex paraguariensis (yerba mate), 351 nucleotides. Lineage: Eukaryota; Viridiplantae; Streptophyta; Magnoliopsida; Aquifoliales; Aquifoliaceae. The record is from the annotation of a GenBank genome assembly.
AUGGGAACUGUUGAGUAUCAUCGAUCCACCUCACUGACUAGAAGACAACUGCCCAAUGUCUUUGAUUUAUUGUCAACCACUAGUAUAAGUGGAUUCGGAAAGAAGAAAGAAAGAAAAAGAAUAACGGUGAUUUAUCAAGAGAUUGUUUCUCUCUCCAAAUAUAAACCGAUUGGAUUUAGGCAUAGUGUUUUAGAUGGAGUUGGCUUGACAUGUCUGACUUAUGUAUCCUUCUUUAAUAAUUGCUGCUUAAUUGGACGAAUUCAAAUUCUUUCUGGCACACUUUUCAUCAAUUUUUCUCAAUGGGUAAUCACCAACACCAUAUUGGUUAAGGAUGUGAUUCAGACUGAUUGA